Molecule: messenger RNA, 2520 nt
Organism: Chanos chanos (milkfish)
Lineage: Eukaryota; Metazoa; Chordata; Actinopteri; Gonorynchiformes; Chanidae
Gene: btk
Product: Bruton agammaglobulinemia tyrosine kinase
Exons: 17
Coding region: 1-1920 (639 amino acids)
Biological process (GO): intracellular signal transduction; protein phosphorylation
Molecular function (GO): ATP binding; protein binding; protein tyrosine kinase activity
Source: RefSeq, a predicted model, not a curated record
AUGUCGGACAGUAUUCUGGAGGAGAUUUUUAUAAAGCGCUCUCAGCAAAAGAAGAAAACCUCGCCAUUAAACUUCAAAGAGAGGCUAUUCAUUCUCACACAAGAUAAGAUCUCCUACUACGACUAUGACUCUGAAAAAGGGAAAAGGAAAAGUCUGAAGGGUUCAGUUGACAUUGACAAGAUUAAAUGUGUUGAGAUUGUGUUUCCUGAAGACAACGCACCCCAGGAGAGACAGUACCCGUUCCAGAUUGUAUAUGAUGAAGGCCCACUUUAUGUUUUUGCCAAGACAGAAGAGGUCCGGAAGCAGUGGAUACACAAGCUGAAACAUGUGGUGCGGUUCAAUAAGGACCUGAUGCAAAAGUACCAUCCAUGUUUCUGGGAGGAUGGCAUGUGGAAAUGUUGUCAGCAGGAGGUCAAACAAGCCAUGGGUUGCCGAGUGCUGGAGACAAGAAAUGGAGGGUUUUCCACCAAAGGAUCUCGCCGCAAGUCCAGAAAACCCCUACCGCCAACGCCACAGGAGGUCUGUUCAUUAUCUGCCCCCAGACCUCUACCACCACAACCGCCCCCAGAGUCUGGUCCAGCAGUGGGCAUGACAGUUAUCGCUGAGUACGACUACACACCCGUGACAGACCAGGAUUUGGAGUUGAGGAAGGACGAGGAAUACACCAUUCUGGAGGUGAACGACCGCAAUUGGUGGAAAGCUCGAGACAAAUACGGCAAGGAGGGAUAUAUUCCAAGUAAUUACGUUGUUGAAGCUAUGAAUGGGUUGGAGAGAUUUCACUGGUACUGCAAGAACAUGAACCGCAGUCAAGCAGAGAAUCUUCUAAAGACCGAGAAUAAAGAUGGUGGGUUCCUGGUACGAGACUCAAGCAAAGCUGGAAAGUACACUGUCUCUGUGUUCACAAAAGGUGGAGGGGAGACAACAGGUGUCUGCAGACACUAUAACAUAUGCACCACUCCACAAGGCCAGUUCUACUUGGCAGAAAAGCACAACUUCAGUAGCAUCCCAGACCUAAUCAAUUACCACCAGCAUAAUGCUGCAGGUUUGGUGAGCAGGUUAAAAUAUGUUGUGUCAAUUCAGACACAGAAUGCACCAUCCACUGCUGGUCUCGGAUAUGGGGUGUGGGAGAUCGAUCCACGUCACCUCACAUUCAUUAAAGAGCUCGGCAAUGGGCAAUUUGGGGUGGUGAAGUAUGGAAAGUGGCAAGGCCAGCAUGAUGUAGCCAUUAAGAUGAUUAAAGAGGGCUCAAUGUCUGAGGAUGACUUCAUUGAGGAGGCUAAAGUCAUGAUGAAGUUGCGUCAUGAAAACUUGGUUCAGCUUUAUGGUGUUUGCACGAAACAAAGACCUAUUUACAUUGUGACCGAGUUCCUCUCUAAUGGGUGUCUGCUGAGUUACCUGCGGGAGGUCCUUGAACACCCCUCAGCUAUUGUGCUGUUGGAAAUGUGUAAAGAUGUCAGUGAGGGCAUGGCAUACCUGGAAUCCCAGGGCUUCAUUCACAGAGACUUGGCUGCCAGGAACUGUUUAGUAGACAGCAAUGGGACAGUUAAAGUGACUGACUUUGGUCUUUCAAGGUAUGUGUUAGAUGACGAAUAUACAAGCUCUGCAGGCUCCAAGUUCCCAGUGCGUUGGUCACCUCCUGAGGUCCUCCUGUACUGCAAGUUCAGCAGCAAGUCUGAUGUCUGGGCAUUUGGAGUUCUGAUGUGGGAGGUCUACACCCUUGGACGGAUGCCAUAUGAGAGGCUCAAUAACACUGAAAUAGUGGAAAAAGUAUCAUCUGGCUAUCGCCUGUAUCGCCCCCAACUGGCCAAUGACAAAAUCUAUUCCAUUAUGACAAGCUGUUGGAAUGAGAAACAUGACGAGAGACCUCCAUUUAAGGAUCUUGUACACCACAUUCAGGAUUUGCUAUACAAUAUGCAGUAAACAUGGUGUGACUGGAUUUCUGAGACAGGCAUCAGCAAGAGAGACUUAGAAGACCAGAAGUCGUAAUUUGCAAUGCUCUAUUAAAAAAGGACUUUUGAAAAAACUGAGAAUAUGAAAUACUGAGAAUCUGAGCCUGCUGUGGAGUGGGACGUGGAAAGCUCUUAGAGACCCUAUAAUGUGAAUACGUAAUUAAUUAGUUAAUUUUUCUUUUGAAUCUGUUGAGACAACAGAAAUCAUGCAGUUAUAAUUGUGCAUACAUGGGUUAAAAAGCCAACUGAGGUGUAUUUCAAUAUUGUAUUGUUUUGUUCUUGCUUUGCUCCUUUGUUUAAUUUCAUACAAAAUGUAUAUUGAAUGACGUAGCAAGCAAAUCUAACUUUUAGACUGAUUUCAAAUUUGAUAAAUUAUUUAAAUAAGCGGUAGUCAACCCUCAUCUAAAACAGUCGGUUUCAAUUUAGAUGCAACUUUAACUGUUUGGAUUGAAGGUGGCACAAAAUUCUACAGGAGGCAUGAUCUUCAAUGGGAUGUUUCACUACUGCUGUUUUACAUUGUACAUGAAUAUUAGGAACAUAGCUAUGUGUUACAGAGUGCUCACAAUGAUAU